This is a messenger RNA of Arabis nemorensis, 1416 nucleotides long. Lineage: Eukaryota; Viridiplantae; Streptophyta; Magnoliopsida; Brassicales; Brassicaceae. The record is from the annotation of a GenBank genome assembly.
AUGUUGAUGAUGAGCAGAAAAAGCAAGAAUUGGGUAACAUCAUAUCAAUGGAUGUGUUUGCUAUGCAUGGUCAUUGCUCUAUUAGAUGUAGUUAUGAGUAGUAAUAGUGAUGCUAAGGAGCAAAAGAUGAAGGACAAGAUCAUCUCUUUGCCAGGCCAACCUCCUCACCUCAAUUUCUCUCAAUUCUCUGGUUACGUCACUGUUGAUUCCGCGGCUGGACGAGCUCUCUUUUAUUGGCUAACCGAAUCCCCUAGUCCUAGUGGCAGUAAGCCCCUAGUCCUAUGGCUCAAUGGUGGUCCAGGAUGCUCCUCCAUUGCCUACGGUGCAUCUGAGGAAGUUGGUCCCUUUCGGGUUAAUCCAGAUGGAAAAACUCUUCGUCUAAAUCUAUAUGCUUGGAACAAAGUGGCGAAUCUGUUAUUUUUGGAUUCACCGGCGGGAGUUGGUUUCUCUUAUACAAACACUUCCUCAGACGAACUAACCGUGGGAGACAAGAGGACAGGGGAGGAUGCAUACAGAUUCUUGGUGAGAUGGAUGGAGAGGUUCCCUGAAUAUAAGCAAAGGCCUUUUUACAUCGCCGGCGAGAGCUAUGCUGGACAUUAUAUUCCGGAGCUAGCACAAUUGAUCGUCAACCGUAACAAGGGUGCCAAAAAACCCAUUAUCAAUCUACAAGGGAUUCUAAUGGGGAAUCCUGUAGUGGAUGAUUACAAUGACAACAAAGGGAUGCGUGAGUACUGGUGGAAUCACGGGCUCAUAUCGGACGAAAGCUACAUGGAACUGACCAAAUGGUGUCUUAACGACUCCAUCCUAUUCCCCAAACCCAACUGUGAUGCUGCCUUGAACCAAGCCUUCUCUGAGUUUGGUGACAUUGACCCUUACAACAUCAAUCGCCCUGCUUGCACCAAUAAUUCAUCAUCAUCAAAUGAAUGGAUGCAAGCAUGGCGAUAUAGAGGGAACGAUGAGUGCGUUGUUAGAUACACACGCAAGUAUAUGAACGAUCCCAAUGUGCACAAAUCCUUCCAUGCCCGCCUCAACCGCACUUCUUGGACUCCAUGCAGUCGUGUGAUAAGAAAGAACUGGAAAGACUCACCCAAGUCCAUGCUUCCCAUCCUCAAGGACCUUCUUCAAGCUCAUCUCCUCAUUUGGAUAUUUAGCGGGGAUUCGGACGCAGUGUUGCCGCUAAGUGGGACGAGGCAUUCAAUAAAUGCAAUGAAAUUAAGUACCAGCAAAAGGUGGUAUCCAUGGUACCACUCACACGGCUUAGUGGGAGGGUGGAGCCAGGUUUACGAGGGUGGCUUGUUAACGUACGCAACGGUUAGAGCCGCAGGGCAUGAGGUGCCAUUGUCUCAGCCUCGUCUCUCUCUUUUCCUCUUCUCCCACUUCCUCGCCAACCACUCUCUUCCCUCCUUUUCUUCUUGA